UACUCCGACAGGGAGAACCGAGCAAACACCAUAUCUAUGGCUAGUCCUUCGCUUCUCCAGUCCUCAACGUCGUCGUUUCUGGGCCAAUUCCGAGUGUUUCCGGCUCCGCUGUCCUCCGGACUUCUCUACAGAAAUGGGAAUGGAGGGGCUGUGGCGCCGGUGAAGGCCACAGCGGGGGGGUCCGGGGUUGUAUUGGUGGAGAAGUCUGAGGCAGAGAAGCCCCGCCGGCUCAAAAUAACAUACAAUGAGAAAAUCGUGCCCUUGCUUAUGGAAGAAUUCAACUACACCAAUAUACACGAGGUCCCUAAAAUUGAGAAGGUCGUGGUUAAUUGCGGAAUAGGAGAUGCCGCGCAGAAUGCGAAGGGUUUGGAGGCAGCAAUCAAUGAUCUAGCGCUCAUCACAGGGCAGAGGCCUGUCAAGACACGAGCAAGGGUCUCACUUGCCACCUUCAAGAUCAGGGAAGGUCAACCCCUUGGGAUUGCUGUGACACUCAGAGGAAAAUUGAUGUACUCAUUCCUGGACCGACUUGUCAACUUGGGGCUUCCCAGGACAAGGGAUUUCCAGGGUGUUAACCCCAACAGUUUUGAUGGACACGGGAAUUUCAGUAUUGGCGUCAAGGACCAGAGUGUGUUCCCAGAAAUCAGGUCCGAUAUUGUCGGUACGCCCAGAGGAAUGGACGUAUGUAUAACAACAACGGCGAAAACUGAUCAAGAGGCAAGCAGAUUGCUGGCUCUCAUGGGCAUGCCAUUCAGAGAGGGAGGUGGUCCUGUUACAACAAUUCGCAAAAAGAAGCUCAAGUCUCACCAUUUUGACUCAAAAUCAAAGGGAAGAGGAAGGAGGUGAAGUUUUGUAAAUGAGAUUGUAGCAAAUCGCCGUAUCCUUAUUUUGUAGC
This is a messenger RNA of Neltuma alba, 892 nucleotides long. Its product is annotated as 50S ribosomal protein L5, chloroplastic-like. The coding region runs from base 37 to 843 and encodes 268 amino acids. Gene Ontology annotation, molecular function: structural constituent of ribosome. The record is from RefSeq and is a predicted model, not a curated record. Gene Ontology annotation, cellular component: ribosome. The transcript is spliced from 3 exons. Gene Ontology annotation, biological process: translation. NCBI's taxonomy places the organism in Eukaryota, Viridiplantae, Streptophyta, Magnoliopsida, Fabales, Fabaceae.